Plectropomus leopardus (leopard coralgrouper) is the source of this 1354-nucleotide messenger RNA. Its product is annotated as major histocompatibility complex class I-related protein 1-like. Gene Ontology annotation, biological process: immune response. Gene Ontology annotation, cellular component: external side of plasma membrane. NCBI's taxonomy places the organism in Eukaryota, Metazoa, Chordata, Actinopteri, Perciformes, Serranidae. The record is from RefSeq and is a predicted model, not a curated record.
UCUGCAUCCGCUCAAGAUCAGCUCUACCAAAAACAUGAUGAAAAGUUUGUAUUUGUUGCUCCUCUUCUGUUGUGUCACAUCUCCAGUGACACACACACUGAUAAUGUUCUUCAUCGGAUCUCAUGGAGUCCCAAAUGUCCCGGAGUUUGUUGCUGUUGCAAUGGUUAAUGGAGUUGAGGUGAUUUACUGCGACAGCAUCACCACAGUUGCAGAACCCAAACAGGACUGGAUGGAAACACUAAAAAAAGAUGAUGCAAAAGAGCUGGACUGGUACACUGAUGAGUGUCGUGCUGGUCAACGCUUCUUCAGUUCCACCAUCGAGAUUUUGAUGCUGCGCUUCAACCAAACUGGAGGUAAGCACGUUUUCCAGAGGAUGUUCGGCUGUGAGUGGGAUGAUGAGACUGGGAAGAUCAACGGUUUUAAUCAGUACGGGUAUGAUGGAGAAGACUUCAUCGAACUUGACCUUAAGACAGAGACAUGGAUUACUCCAGUACAGCAGGGUGUAAUCACCAAACACAAGUGGAGCAAUGACAAAGCGGGAAUGGCUUCCAUUAAAAAGUUCCUCACCCAGGAGUGUCCUGACCGGCUGAAGAAGUAUGUGGACUAUGGGAGGAUCUCUCUGCUGAGAACAGAUAUCCCCUCAGUGUCUCUCCUCCAGAAGUCUCCGUCCUCUGCAGUCAGCUGCCACGCUACAGGUUUCUACCCCGACAGAGCCGUGAUAUUCUGGAGGAAAGACGGAGAGGAGAUUCAUGAGGAGGUGGAUCUCGGAGAGACCCUCCCCAACCACGAUGGAUCCUUCCAGAUGAGCAGUGAUCUGAACAUUUCAGAAGUCCCUCCUGAAGACUGGAGGAGGUACGAGUGUGUGUUCCAGCUUUCCAGCAUGAAGGACGACAUCAUCACCAUACUGGACAAAUCAGCAAUCAGGACUAACAGAGGCCGAGAGGUCCAUGCUGGUGCUCUAAUUAUCAGAGUUUUUAUAGUCCUGAUCCUGCUGGCAGUCGGCAUCAUUGGGGUCUUUAUGUGCAAAAGGAAAAAUAAUGGGAUCCAGCCUGUUAACAUUCAAAUGGCCCCCAGCUAACUUUGACUGUUUUACAUCCACAAAGGACCGACUGAACUGGUGGUUCUGCUCAGAGAAAUGAAAUAAUAAAAAUUUCAUUUGUAUAGUUAUUUUAGAAGAGAAGGAUAAAAGAAUAAUCACUUGCAUGUGUUUAGCAUGCUUUUUAGCAACACCAUAUGUGGACUUUCUUUCUCUCUGUAUCAGUUGUUGAGGGUCCGUUUUAUCCCACUUGCUUUUUUUAAUCACCUUUUACAUGCUUCUUUUCUAAUGUUUUAAAUGUGUUUCCUUUCCCCCUGU